This is a messenger RNA of Condylura cristata (star-nosed mole), 3250 nucleotides long. RefSeq names its product AFG3-like AAA ATPase 2 (gene AFG3L2). Lineage: Eukaryota; Metazoa; Chordata; Mammalia; Eulipotyphla; Talpidae. The transcript is spliced from 18 exons. Gene Ontology annotation, biological process: mitochondrial protein processing; protein-containing complex assembly. The record is from RefSeq and is a predicted model, not a curated record. Gene Ontology annotation, molecular function: ATP hydrolysis activity; zinc ion binding; ATP binding. Gene Ontology annotation, cellular component: m-AAA complex; membrane. Bases 1 to 2700 code for a protein of 899 amino acids.
AUGACUCAGAGAGUGAAGGCUAAAAUUGUAGCAGGUGGGUUAGCUCCCGGACUUGCUAAGAUUCAACCGCCAGAGGGCCCAAGUAACUCCGCCUCUACAACCCGCAGAUCCCAGCAGGUCCAACCUCCCGCUUACGUCCCGUCCCAAGCUCCACCCCCAAGUCAACAGGCACUUCCGCCCAGGAGGCCACGCCUUCCACUCUCCACCUUCUUUCCUUGGGCCUGGCCCACCGACCUACGCGAGCCCCGCGCGCUCCCAAGCAUAGGCCCCGCCUCCACGCCGGUCGUGAAGACGCUACGAAGGGCCCGCCCCACGGCCUACGUCAGUGCGUCGGGGCGUGGCCGAGGUCGGCAAGGUCCGCGCGCACGCGUGGGCCCCAGCGGGCGGCCCUUUCUCCGGACGCUUUAUCGCUACGCCAUAGCACCAACAACUGGCAGAAAUUCUCUUAUGACAGAUGUAAUUUCUGCUUAUCAAAAAUUCUGUUCUCGACCUCCAAAAGGGUUUGAAAAAUAUUUUCCAAAUGGGAAGAAUGGGAAGAAAACUAGUGAACCAAAAGAAGUUAUGGGAGAAAAAAAAGAAUCAAAGUCAGCUGGUACUUCACGCCCUUCUGGAGGAGUUGGUGGUGGUGGAAAACGGGGUGGCAAGAAAGAUGAGUCUCAUUGGUGGUCCCGGUUCCAGAAGGGUGACUUUCCAUGGGAUGACAAAGAAUUUAGAAUGUACUUUCUCUGGACUGCUCUGUUUUGGGGUGGAGUCAUGUUUUACUUCCUGUUCAGGAGCUCCGGGAGAGAAAUCACAUGGAAGGACUUUGUCAAUAACUAUCUUUCAAAAGGCGUAGUAGACAGACUAGAAGUCGUCAACAAGCGUUUUGUUCGAGUGACUUUUACACCAGGAAAAACUCCUGUUGAUGGGCAAUACGUCUGGUUUAAUAUUGGCAGCGUUGACACCUUUGAACGGAAUCUGGAAACUUUGCAGCAGGAAUUGGGCAUAGAAGGGGAGAAUCGGGUCCCUGUUGUCUACAUUGCUGAAAGUGAUGGUUCGUUUCUGUUGAGCAUGUUGCCCACGGUGCUCAUCAUCGCUUUCUUACUGUAUACCAUACGAAGAGGGCCUGCUGGGAUUGGUCGAACAGGCCGGGGAAUGGGUGGACUCUUCAGUGUUGGAGAAACCACUGCCAAGGUCUUAAAAGAUGAGAUAGAUGUGAAGUUCAAAGAUGUAGCUGGCUGUGAAGAGGCCAAGCUAGAGAUAAUGGAGUUUGUCAAUUUCUUGAAAAACCCAAAGCAAUAUCAAGACCUAGGAGCAAAAAUCCCAAAGGGUGCCAUUCUCACCGGUCCUCCAGGCACUGGGAAAACACUGCUAGCUAAAGCAACAGCUGGAGAAGCCAAUGUCCCCUUUAUUACCGUUAGUGGAUCAGAAUUCUUGGAGAUGUUUGUUGGUGUGGGUCCAGCUAGAGUCCGAGAUUUAUUUGCCCUUGCUCGGAAGAAUGCCCCCUGCAUUCUUUUCAUUGAUGAAAUAGAUGCUGUGGGAAGGAAGAGAGGAAGAGGCAACUUUGGGGGCCAGAGUGAACAGGAGAAUACCCUUAAUCAAUUACUUGUGGAAAUGGAUGGCUUUAACACAACAACAAAUGUAGUCAUCUUGGCAGGUACCAAUCGCCCAGAUAUCCUAGAUCCUGCACUGAUGAGGCCAGGGCGCUUCGAUAGGCAGAUCUUUAUUGGACCACCAGACAUAAAAGGAAGAGCCUCUAUUUUCAAAGUUCACCUCAGACCACUAAAACUGGAUAGUGCCCUGGAAAAGGACAAGCUAGCAAGAAAACUUGCAUCCUUAACACCCGGGUUUUCAGGAGCUGAUGUUGCUAAUGUCUGUAAUGAAGCUGCUUUGAUUGCUGCAAGACACCUUUCAGAUUCUAUAAAUCAAAAACACUUUGAACAAGCAAUUGAACGAGUCAUUGGUGGUUUAGAGAAAAAAACCCAGGUUCUCCAGCCAGAGGAGAAGAAGACUGUGGCAUACCAUGAAGCAGGUCAUGCAGUUGCUGGCUGGUACUUGGAACAUGCAGACCCACUUUUAAAGGUCUCCAUCAUCCCAAGGGGAAAAGGACUAGGUUAUGCUCAAUAUUUACCCAAAGAACAAUACCUGUACACCAAAGAGCAGCUUUUGGAUAGGAUGUGCAUGACUCUGGGUGGCCGGGUGUCAGAAGAAAUAUUCUUUGGAAGGAUUACAACUGGCGCUCAAGAUGACUUAAGAAAAGUAACUCAGAGUGCGUAUGCCCAAAUUGUUCAAUUUGGCAUGAAUGAAAAGGUUGGACAGAUCUCCUUUGACCUUCCUCGUCAAGGAGAGAUGGUGUUAGAGAAACCUUACAGUGAAGCCACUGCAAGACUAAUUGAUGAUGAAGUACGGAUACUUAUUAAUGAAGCUUAUAAAAGAACAGUAACUCUUCUCACAGAAAAGAAAGCUGAUGUGGAGAAGGUUGCUCUUCUAUUACUAGAAAAAGAAGUAUUAGAUAAGAAUGAUAUGGUUGAACUUUUGGGCCCGAGACCAUUUGCAGAGAAAUCUACCUAUGAAGAAUUUGUAGAAGGAACUGGCAGCUUGGAUGAGGAUACUUCACUUCCAGAGGGCCUUAAGGACUGGAACAAAGAGCGGGAAAAGGAGAAAGAGGAGACCCCAGAAGAGAAAAUUGCCAACCAGAUCCGAGGAGGAAGGCCAUUUUAGUUUUUCAUAUUGUGGUUUCAAUUUAUAUGUUUUUUUCAACUCUAGCUUUCUCAGAGGAGUGAAAACUUCUCCAGGUUGGUCCAGCUGCUGGUCUGGAUGAAAGGUGGGAAAAGGAGCCCUAACUCCCACCCUUCAAAGUACAAUAGGGAUAGCAAGGUGACUUUCCAAAGGCCCCUGGGGAGAACAUGCCCCUUUCCUCUUGAGCUCUGGGACAGUGGCACUCAGGCCCUGCUCCUGCUCCACGUCAGUAAAGCCAGCUAGUGUGUGUCGGGGGUAGAGAAUCUGAGGACUUACUACUGAGGAAUAGGUAUCAUUUUCUCUUCCCAUCACCUCCUUUUCAUUCCUGUUUCCCUCCAGAACUUCCCUCUGUGGAAGGACUAUGAAAUUAAAUUGGAGUCUUGAUAAGAAUAUUUUAAAGAUUGAAUCUAAAUCACAUGUUGCUGUUUAAAUGGAAUGGUUUUCUACGGAGAGCUGUAACAUAUUUAAAAAUAUGAAUGUAUUAUGUAAAUAUGGCUUCUUUACAGCAGAAAUAAAGUGUUAACACUGCACU